AUGUCUGAACUUCCAGCUCUUAUGAAGGCCGUGGUCUUCCAUGGCCCAAAGAAGGUCGCCGUUGAGGACCGGCCCGUCCCUAAAUUGCAAGGGCCGGGUGAUAUCAUUGUCAAAGUCCAGUCCACGGCCCUCUGCGGAUCGGAACUCCAUGUCUUCCGCGGCCACCAGCCGUCCCCCACGGGCUACAUCAUGGGUCACGAGUUCGUGGGCAUCGUCGUCCAAGCCGGCAGUGAUGUCAAAUCUGUCUCUGUCGGCGACAGGGUUAUUACCCCUUUCACUUUGUCUUGCAUGAACUGCUUCUACUGCACCCACAACGCCUCCUCCCGCUGCGCCGCCGCCUCCUCCCUCCUCUUCGGUUCCCCCGCCCUCGACGGCGGGCAAGCCGAGUACGUGCGCGUGCCCUUCGCCGACGGCAGCGUGCUAGCAGCCCCGCCCGAAAUCACGGACGACCGCGCGCUGGUGCUGAUGGCGGAUAUUUUCCCCACGGGCUUCUUCGGCGCCAAGAAUGCCUUUGAGAUGCUGCUCGCGCCGCAGCGGAUGGAGGCGAGCGAGAGUGUGGUGGUGGUGAUCGGGUGUGGACCGGUGGGGCUGUGCGCGGUGAUUUCGGCGUUGGAGUAUAGGCCGAAGCAUUUGUUUGCGGUGGAUAGUGUGCCGGCGAGGUUGGAGGUGGCGAGGCGGUUGGGGGCGGAGCCGUUGAAUUUUGCGGAGGUGGGCAAGGAGAGGAUGGUGGAGAGGGUGAAGGAGGUGACGGGGGGUAGGGGGGCGGAUGCGGUGAUUGAGGUCGUGGGGUUGAGUCCGGCGCUGAGGACGGCGUAUGAGCUGAUCAGGCCGUUUGGGGUUAUCAGCAGUAUUGGGGUGCAUAAUGCUGAGAUUCCUUGGGAUGGGAAUGAUGCGUAUGACAAGAAUGUCAAGGUCCAGAUGGGCCGCUGCCCUGUUCGUUCGGUGUUCCCAGAGGCGCUACCUGUGUUGGCCAAGAACCAAGACAAGUUUGGCUUCAUGUUCGACAAGAUCAUGCCGCUCUCAGAGGCGGUCGAGGGCUACGACCUGUUUGACCAGAUGAAGGUGCAAAAGGUCAUCUUCAAGCCUUGA
Molecule: messenger RNA, 1089 nt
Organism: Dichotomopilus funicola
Lineage: Eukaryota; Fungi; Ascomycota; Sordariomycetes; Sordariales; Chaetomiaceae
Product: chaperonin 10-like protein
Exons: 6
Coding region: 1-1089 (362 amino acids)
Molecular function (GO): oxidoreductase activity; zinc ion binding
Source: RefSeq, a predicted model, not a curated record